AUCCCCGGCUGCAUGGGACGCCCCUCUCCAAGCGCUCCUCCGAAGGCGGCGGCUGAAGAACUGCGAGCGAGCAGUGUGCCCGUCGGGAGCCGCCACUCCCUGCCUUCUGCUCCCGCAACGGUGUUGUGAUCCCGGAGAAGCCGGCGACAGACGCGCUUUCGCCGAGGGACCAGGGAGCAGUUGGGCGAAACACCUUCCAGGAGCAGUGGCAGCUGGCUGCAAAGCCCGAGUUUCAUCUUUCCCUUUCUCUCUCUCUCGUUCUCUCUUUUUAAAUCGGAGUGGCCCGUUUUGACUUCGCAAAAGAUCCAGAAAGAACACAGUGGAGUAUUUUAUUCGAGUAACCUGAGGGAGGGAAAAAAGAGAACUGAUUUUUACGGGGAGAGAGGGAUGGGAAAGCCUUCUGUCGCAAGGCGGGAUCAGUUUCCGAGCUGAACUUUGAAAGUGCAAAAACUCCUUUGUAAAGGAGGGGGAUACCCUAAGAAGAAGUCUAGAAACUCCACAUACAGAGAAGGGGAGUUGGGAACCCUUUUGCCGGGCAGCAGAAUCGCAUCUGAGCGUUUCAGGGCUACUGUUUUUCUUGACGCCCCUCCCCAUUUUCUUGAUUUUCUGAAACAACCUUGCAUGGUUGCUACCUCCGUCUCUCCCUGUUCCACCUUUGAAAUGCACGCAUCUUUAUUUUCCUCCAGUUUGGAUUUCCCUUGUUUUCUCAGCUUGACUUUGAACUGCAGGUUUGCAGCACUGACUCUUUAAAUCAAGAUUGAUAUUUUUUAUUUUUUAAGCGUUUCUGCUUGGGAGCUGCCUGCCCUCAUCAUGUCUUUCAGCCCCACCAUGGUCCUCCCUGUCAACAGCUCCUCCAACGGGACUGUGGGUCCCGGCGAGAGCAGCAGGACGCUGACCAUUCCCACUGUCAUGUUCAUCUUUGGCGUGGUGGGAAACCUCAUUGCCAUCGUGGUGCUUUGCAAAUCCCGCAAGGAGCAGAAGGAGACCACCUUCUAUACGCUGGUUUGUGGACUUGCCGUCACAGACCUCCUGGGCACCUGCCUGGUGAGUCCGGUCACGAUCGCCACAUACGUGAAGAAUGAGUGGCCCGGGGGCAAGCCACUGUGCGAAUACAGCACCUUCAUCCUCCUCUUCUUCGGGCUGUCUGGACUCAGCAUUAUCUGCGCCAUGUCCAUCGAGAGAUACCUGGCCAUCAACCAUGCCUACUUCUACAACCACUACGUGGAUAAGAAGCUGGCGGCACUAACUCUCUUUGCUAUCUAUGUUUCCAACGUCCUCUUCUGUGCGCUGCCAAGCAUGGGUUUGGGGAGCACGAAGCUGCAGUACCCUCAGACCUGGUGCUUCAUCGACUGGCGGACCAACGUUACAACCCAUGCUGCGUACUCUUACAUGUAUGCUGGUUUCAGCUCCUUCCUAAUCAUGGUCACUGUGGUUUCUAACAUCUUGGUGUGCAUGGCGCUGAUCCGCAUGCACCGUCAAUUCAUGCGGCGCACCUCCUUGGGGACAGACCACACUGCCAGCCGCUUGUCGGAUGUUCGCCGGCGCAGGAGUUUCCGGCGCAUGGCUGGAGCAGAGAUCCAGAUGGUCAUCUUGCUCAUUGCCACCUCCUUGGUUGUGCUGAUCUGCUCCAUUCCACUAGUGGUGCGUGUCUUUGUGAACCAGCUGUACCAGCCGCCUUUAGUGGCAGAUAUUCGGCAAAACCCUGACCUUCAGGCCAUCCGCAUCGCCUCGGUGAACCCCAUCCUCGAUCCGUGGGUCUACAUUCUUCUCCGCAAGACAGUGCUGAGCAAAGCCAUUGAGAAGGUCAAGUGUCUCUUCUGCCGCAUCGGAGGGGCCCACCGGUCGCACUCGAGGAACAACUGUAAUUGCACGGAUGGCCGCAGGGCCUCCUCCACUACCGCCACUCAUUCGCCCUCCUUCAUCUCUCGAGAACUGAGGGAAAUCAGCAGCACCUCUCAGACUCUUCUGUACCCUCUGGAGCCCAGCGAAGGCACCAUUGGAGAACGCAUGCUGCUGCCAGGGGCAGGCAGCAGUCUUGCCCAGUCAGACACUGCAUCCAUAAGGACGCUGAGGAGCUCAAACACCUCAGAGUCUUCACAGGGGCAAGACAGUGAAAAUGCCUUUUUGGUGAGUGAACUGAGGCCCAGUGGUGGGAUGCGUUCUACUCCAAAGGGCAGCUCUCUUCAAGUCACUUUCCCCAGUGAGACACUCAGCUUGUCGGAGAAGUGUAUAUAAGCACAGAAGGAAUCAAGAUGCCGCUGGUCCUUUACGAAAGGACCACCUGCAUCUUAGGAUGAAGUGGUCCAUCCUUGCCCAUCCAGUCUAUUGGCCUAUCAUGGUUAAGGCACAACCAAAGCCCUUCUGGCUUUUCGCUUUUCCAGUCUAGUGGGAUUGAGGAGCCAUUUAGAGCAAAGUGGACGGGAAACGAGCACCUAGUGAAAGACCAUGUGGGACACAAUAUGGCAGCCGUCAGGCUGAAAGUUAAAUAUUCUUCUCUCUGGACACUGCAUGUCUACACACUAGGUGCGCCAUCUUUCCUGCAAAAAAAGAAAGAAAAACAUAGCUGCUGUGUUCUGAAGUGGUUUUUCUCAAGUCACAAGCACAGUCCUCGUGGGGAUCAGCUCGUAGACUCUUCCGCCAUCAGACCCCGACAGUGUCUCAGAUGAAUGGAGUGGCAUCGGAAGUGCAGCAGAAGUGUUGCCCUGCGACAUCGGACAGUUUCCCAUUAGUCCCAAGUCUGGAAAGAGUUGUCAUUUCCCACCAUCGAAAUAUAAUCGAGGUGUGCUUAUCCCAGUUUGUGUCUCUUCCCUUGUUACUUAAUAAGGCUGAGAGAGAACUGAUUGAAAGACAGUUGCUGGGAGUUGAUAGGGAAUGGAAAAACUCUCCUAUUGUGUGAAAAAAAUGUGAAUUUCUCUGGCUGUAUAUAUUGUCACUGAAUGUAUUUAAAAUUGCUAUAUUCUUCUCUGUGAGAAGGUUAAUUAUUAAUACAAGGUAUAGAGAAAUAUUACUAGUCUGCUACUUCCCCAAAUGCCUCCUGAUAGAUAAUUUUACAUUAGAUUUAUUUUUCAAAUGCACCAACUCAAUGGGCCAAAGCAGAGGUAAUUCGCAAGACUGGAUGAAUUUGGAAUUUUGUGGGAACCGUGUAACUGGGGGAAAUAAAGUCUUUAUGUUUUUUGAAA
Molecule: messenger RNA, 3179 nt
Organism: Varanus komodoensis (Komodo dragon)
Lineage: Eukaryota; Metazoa; Chordata; Lepidosauria; Squamata; Varanidae
Gene: PTGER4
Product: prostaglandin E receptor 4
Exons: 2
Coding region: 811-2235 (474 amino acids)
Biological process (GO): adenylate cyclase-activating G protein-coupled receptor signaling pathway; inflammatory response; negative regulation of inflammatory response
Cellular component (GO): plasma membrane
Molecular function (GO): prostaglandin E receptor activity
Source: RefSeq, a predicted model, not a curated record